AUGGAUACGAAUGCUGUCACGUCCACACAAACAGCUUCUGUUGAGCGUCGAGAAUUAUCGGAUUGCGAAAUGGAAUUGAAGCAGAAAGAAGAUGAGCUGAGGACGUUAAAAGUUGACGUUUUGAGGCUCGAAGAAACCGUCAAGGAGCAGGCUGAUAUGAUUGAGGUGAAUUCGCAAUGUUUACAUAUUCUUCAUUCAACUCCUCAAGCUUUGUGUUCGUUUCCUGAACUUGGCUUGCGAGAUAAUAGCGAUUAUGUGUAUAAGAUUGUGAAGUUUUGA
This is a messenger RNA of Anisakis simplex (herring worm), 279 nucleotides long. The record is from the annotation of a GenBank genome assembly. Lineage: Eukaryota; Metazoa; Nematoda; Chromadorea; Rhabditida; Anisakidae.